AUGGUUGACCCCGAACACUUCAACAUUUACCCAAUUCUCUUCUUUACGGUGUUUUCUUUGGGUGACGGCAAGGCACAGACAGCACAACCUUUACCCUCUCCGACUCUCUGGGAUUACUCUUCCAUUAUCGUGGUAGUGGUAGCCUUCAUUUUAGCGUUCUUGUUGGUGGCAGUGUUUUCAAUUUUCCUCCAUCGCUGUCUUCAGUCACACCUUACCGAAAGGACAUGCACAUGUUCGCAUGGUAACAUUCCCCCUGAAAUACUUAGCACUUUCCCCAUCUUCUCUCACUCUUCCCUCAACCACCUCAGAAGAGAACUAGAAGAAACCCUUCAAUGCGCUAUUUGCCUCAACGAUUUCACUUUUCACGACACCCUCCGUCUUCUCCCUCAUUGCAACCAUGUCUUUCACCCUCCCUGCAUCGAUGCUUGGCUCUCUUCUCAUGCCACAUGUCCUGUUUGCCGCGCCAAUCUCCUUCGCCCCCGCACCAUGUUGUUAUCCAGUGACCGCCGAGGAGGGUGA
Molecule: messenger RNA, 519 nt
Organism: Abrus precatorius (Indian licorice)
Lineage: Eukaryota; Viridiplantae; Streptophyta; Magnoliopsida; Fabales; Fabaceae
Product: E3 ubiquitin-protein ligase ATL6-like
Exons: 1
Coding region: 1-519 (172 amino acids)
Source: RefSeq, a predicted model, not a curated record